CAGGGCACCCCUGUGAGAAAUCUUUUUCACGAGGAAAACACGCUGGUAAUAUGAGGUUCGCUUUCGUUCGGAAUUUUUGGCUCCUAUUGUUUGGGAGGAUGUUUAUACCUACGUUAUCUGGCUCAUAAACGGUGAUCUGGGAUCAGUCCGAAGUUUCCGAGACAAUAAGUUUUCCCCACUAAUAUACGGUGUUGACGGUCUGAUGACGUCACUACUACCAUCAGCGCCGUCUGGGAGAGGUUACAUCGUGGCUAGAUCCAUGGCUGGAACACCUAUUCUCCUUAAACUAUAACACGUUGAUUUCGGUCGUUUCAUCCAUUUCAUUUGAGACGACGCGCCGUAAUGUACGCAUCGUAGAGCUGACCCUGAACUUCACAUCGAAAAUUGCCAAGUAGCCACGCAGUCAGGUGGAAAUAUAAUAUCGAACAGUAACAUCAGAGAGCAACUGCAGUACUCUCAAGCUUGAAAAGAAUUCAGCAGCAUGGCAGAUUAUGUGAUAAGUGAUGCAAGUCAGGAUGAGAAAGAUCUGAUCUCAAAAGAUGGCCUUUCAGCAACUCAACUCCUGUCAAGUGGAAACGGAUUAACAUAUAAUGACUUUAUUAUUCUCCCAGGGUACAUAGAUUUCACUGCUAAUGUGGUUGACCUUUCUUCGCCGCUUACCAAGAAGAUCAUCCUAAAAGUACCCCUGGUCUCGUCUCCGAUGGACACGGUUACUGAAUCCGAGAUGGCGAUUGCUAUGGCUCUGUCUGGAGGAAUUGGUAUAAUCCACAACAAUUGCACUGCAGAGUAUCAGGCGAAUGAAGUUCAGAAAGUGAAAAAAUACGAACAUGGAUUUAUUAGAGAUCCGGUUGUCUUAUCGCCGAACCACACUGUUCUCGAUGUUCGCAAUGUGAAAACUAAGCACGGUUUUUGCGGCAUCCCGAUAACAGAGAACGGAAAACUAGGAGGAAGGCUUGUGGGUAUUGUAACAUCUAGGGAUAUUGACUUCCUUGAGGACACAUCGAGCCAACAGAAUCUCAAGCUAGAAAAUGUGAUGACUAGAUUAAACAAUUUGAUAACUGGGGCCUCUGGAGUGACGUUAAAAGAAGCUAAUUCCAUUCUAGAAAAAUCAAAGAAGGGUAAACUCCCAAUAGUGAAUAAUAAAGGCGAACUUGUUGCUCUGAUGGCUAGGACGGACUUGAAAAAAAAUCGAAGCUACCCGAAUGCCAGCAAGGAUGAAAACAAACAGCUCCUGGUUGGUGCAGCAAUUGGAACCCGUGAGGAAGAUAAGAAUAGGCUGCAACUGCUGGCAGCUUCGAAAGUCGAUGUCAUCGUCCUAGACUCGUCUCAAGGGAAUUCUCAGUACCAAAUCAACAUGAUUAAAUACAUCAAGUCCAAGUAUCCAGAGAUGCAAGUAAUCGCAGGUAAUAUUGUCACAAGGAUGCAAGCAAGAAACCUCAUACGAGCUGGGGCAGACGGUCUUAGAGUCGGGAUGGGAUCAGGAUCCAUUUGUAUAACUCAAGAAGUAACAGCAGUUGGUAGGGCUCAGGCCACGGCCGUUUACAGUGUCUCAGAUUACGCUAGAAAUUUCGGAGUCCCUGUGAUAGCUGAUGGUGGUAUACAGACUAUUGGGCACAUAAUCAAAGCGUUGAGUUUGGGUGCGAGUACUGUGAUGAUGGGAUCGCUGCUUGCGGGAACAUCAGAGGCCCCAGGAGAGUAUUUCUUUAGUGAUGGAGUACGUUUGAAGAAAUACAGAGGAAUGGGGUCGCUGGAUGCUAUGAACCAAAAAGAUGCAAGUGGUUCGGCAAUGGAUCGAUAUUUUCAUAAUGAAAUGGAUAAGCUGAAGGUGGCGCAGGGGGUCAGCGGGUCAAUAGUCGACAAGGGUACAGUCCUCAAAUUUUUACCAUACCUUCAAUGUGGCAUUAGGCAUGGAUGCCACGACAUUGGCGCCAAAUCCGUAUCCACCUUGCACCAUAUGAUACACAGUGAGGAGGUUAAAUUUGAAAGGAGAACUCAGUCGGCACAGUUGGAGGGAAAUGUACAUAGCUUAUUUUCAUAUGAAAAGAGAUUGUAUUGAUUUAUUAGUAAUAGCAACUUUGGUUCUCAAAACGAUUAUUGCCUUUUUAAUAUAUGACCAAAUGGUUGAGCGAGCCUGACAAUUAUGUCAAUUAUGAGUCUGCUACUUGUAAAAACGUCAGAGGUUUCAUUGUCAACCAAAAAUGCCUACAGUAACAGACUACGUUUGAAAAAGUUCAAAAAGAUGGAAUCGCUGGACAGUAUAAACUAGGAUGAAGCGAGAUGCUUACAGUGAUGGGUCAAUUCUUUCGGCACAUGAUAUGCUGUGAAUUCUCUCGAAACAGACCCUGCCAAGCCGAAUGGUUGCUGUGUGUGCCAACGUGUAUCCAAUUUUUAUAUGAGCAAAGCAUAAUAGAGAAACACUGCCAACCAAAAGUUCUGUAUGUGUUUUGCAAGGACUGCAUGACUUGGGAGUCCGGAGGACACUGCAAUUCUCAGAAGAAUAAAAAACUUGUGCAUAAGACAACCCAUAGAAUCGUCAGAAGAUAUAAGAAUAUAACAUAAAUCUGAUGAUUGUAUAUUUACGAGUAAGUUUGAGAAUUCAUCUGAGAAUUGCAGUGUCCUCCGGACUCCCAAGUCAUAUAUAUAUAUAUGAUAAUUCGUUUGAAGUUUAUCAUAUACACCUACAUAGUAUAGAUAUAUAUAUAUAUACUAUGUAGGUGUUUAUGAUAAACUUCAAACGAAUUCUGCAUGCCAAAACAGUUUUGAUUUAUAUGUUAUAUGCGCAAUUGGUAGGUCUUUACUACUUUGUUAAAACAUUUUCUGUGUAUUGAUUGUUUAAAAUUGAAUUCCAUAUUAUACAGAAAAUCACGA
Neodiprion virginianus is the source of this 2868-nucleotide messenger RNA. RefSeq names its product inosine-5'-monophosphate dehydrogenase-like. Gene Ontology annotation, molecular function: IMP dehydrogenase activity. Gene Ontology annotation, cellular component: cytoplasm. The transcript is spliced from 2 exons. Bases 482 to 2056 code for a protein of 524 amino acids. Gene Ontology annotation, biological process: GTP biosynthetic process. The record is from RefSeq and is a predicted model, not a curated record. Lineage: Eukaryota; Metazoa; Arthropoda; Insecta; Hymenoptera; Diprionidae.